AUGCUCUUCACACCAGAGCAGGUGGCUUGUAUGUGCGAGGUCCUUCUGCAGAGCGGUUGCAUGGAUCGCCUUGCUGGCUUCCUCCGCACUCUUCUUCCUCCUUCCGUCUCCUUCUCCUCUCCUUGCCCUGGGGAGCAGGAGAGCGUGCUGAAGGCUAAAGCCGCAGUGGCCUUUCACCAGGGCCACUUCACUGACCUCUACACCCUGCUGGAGGGCUUCCCCUUCUCCCCGCGCAGCCACCCGCUCCUGCAGCAGCUCUGGCUCAGAGCCCACUACAAGGAGGCCGAGAGGCAGAGGGGCCGACCCCUGGGAGCUGUGGGGAAGUAUCGCGUGAGGAGGAAGUUUCCUCUACCAGACACCAUCUGGGACGGAGAGGAGACCAGCUACUGUUUCAAGGAGAAAUCCCGGAGUAUACUCCGCCAGUGCUACUGCCUCAAUCCGUAUCCCUCCACACGGGAGAAGCGGGAGCUGGCGGCGGCCACCGGCCUGACGAGCACGCAGGUCAGCAACUGGUUCAAGAACCGCCGGCAGAGGGAUCGAACCACCGACGUCCACGGCUCUGGAGGAACCUCAGCCGAAGUCCAUCCUUCCUCUGACAACGACUUUUCCCCUCCAGGAAGCCCACAUCCGCUGUACCACGGCCCUGCCCCUCCCCCCCUCUCUCACCCACCAUGUCCUCUUCCUCACAUGUGGAGAGGCCUCAAUUGA
This is a messenger RNA of Pseudoliparis swirei, 708 nucleotides long. It is a transcript of the gene six9, whose product is annotated as SIX homeobox 9. The record is from RefSeq and is a predicted model, not a curated record. The coding region runs from base 1 to 708 and encodes 235 amino acids. Gene Ontology annotation, molecular function: DNA-binding transcription factor activity, RNA polymerase II-specific; RNA polymerase II cis-regulatory region sequence-specific DNA binding. Gene Ontology annotation, cellular component: transcription regulator complex; nucleus. The transcript is spliced from 3 exons. Gene Ontology annotation, biological process: regulation of transcription by RNA polymerase II. Lineage: Eukaryota; Metazoa; Chordata; Actinopteri; Perciformes; Liparidae.